Molecule: messenger RNA, 1425 nt
Organism: Exophiala oligosperma
Lineage: Eukaryota; Fungi; Ascomycota; Eurotiomycetes; Chaetothyriales; Herpotrichiellaceae
Exons: 2
Coding region: 64-1158 (364 amino acids)
Cellular component (GO): cytoplasm
Molecular function (GO): GTPase activity
Source: RefSeq, a predicted model, not a curated record
CACACACACACACACACACACCUGCAGAAGGGGAAAAGAACCAAGAGGGUCUCGAUCCAAAACAUGCCGUUUGCUCAGCUUGUCAUUGGCCCUCCCGGGGCGGGCAAGUCGACGUACUGCAACGGCAUGCAGCAGUUCAUGGGAGCCAUCGGCCGCAAGUGCAGCGUGGUCAACCUGGACCCGGCCAACGAGGCGACGGGGUACUCCCCCGCGGUCGACGUGAGGGACCUGGUCACCCUCGAGGCCAUCAUGGGCGACGAGGACGUUCGGUUGGGACCCAACGGCGGCGUGCUCUACGCGCUCGAGGAGCUGGAGGAAAACACCGCGUGGCUCGAGGACCGCCUGGCCCGGCUGGGCGACGAUUAUGUCUUGUUCGACUGUCCUGGCCAGGUCGAGAUCUUCACGCAUCACGCAAGUCUGAGAAAGGUGUUUGCGAGGCUGGAGAAGGUGGGGUUCAGGCUAGUCGUCGUCAACUUGAUCGACUCAUACGCUCUGACACUACCAUCGCUGUACAUAUCGACGCUCCUCCUCUCCUUAAGGAGCAUGCUCCAACUCGACAUGACGCACAUUAACGUGCUGACGAAGAUCGACAAUCUCUCCAAGUACCCGCCCUUGCCGUUCAACCUGGACUUUUACACCGAAGUGCAAGACCUGUCAUAUCUACUCCCCAGUCUCGAAGAAGAGUCGCCCAUGUUUGGGCAGGGGAAAUUCGCGGCAUUGAACGAAGCCAUUGUCAAUCUCGUCGAGGAGUUUGGGCUGGUAGGAUACGAGACUCUCGCGGUCGAGGACAAGAAGAGCAUGAUGUCGCUUUUGAGAACCAUCGACAGGGCCGGUGGCUACGCCUUUGGGGGCGCCGAGGGCGCCAAUGAUAGUGUCUGGCAGGUUGCCGUCAGAGAGGGAAUGGGCGGGAUGAGUGUCCAGGAUGUCCAAGAAAGGUGGAUCGACAACAAAGAGGAGUGGGAUGAGAAAGAAAGGAAGGAGUGGGAGGAGGAGCAGCAACGUAGGGAAGAGGAGUGGGAGAGUGGGAUGCAACAACAGCAAGGGGAAGAUGAUGCAGACAUGGAUAUGGAUGGUCUGGACGUACCAAAAAUGAUGGGCGACAGUGGUGUUAAGAUUAGGAGGAAAGGGGAGACCGGGCCUGACGGUGGAGGUUCGUGACCAUGGCGCACAAUUGUAAUUUCAUCACUUAGCGAUUUUCCGCCUGUCAACGAUUGUUUGUGGCAUUGCUUUUGCGGGUCGUGAAGGUGCAAUGUCCUCUUCCUCUUGUUCUUCCAAAUGUUGGUCUAAUGCGAGCCAUGGAUGGCGAUCCUGGUGGUUUUUCGGUCGUCGGAAAUAUGUGACCAAGUCAUCUACAGGGCCGAUGACCCAUAUACUUCUGAGAUUGACGAAUGAUGAUGAUGAUUUUCCACGACGGGAGUCGAAGCG